Messenger RNA from Calliphora vicina (urban bluebottle blowfly), 1398 nucleotides. Its product is annotated as putative inorganic phosphate cotransporter. The record is from RefSeq and is a predicted model, not a curated record. The coding region runs from base 77 to 1375 and encodes 432 amino acids. Lineage: Eukaryota; Metazoa; Arthropoda; Insecta; Diptera; Calliphoridae. The transcript has 3 exons. Gene Ontology annotation, molecular function: transmembrane transporter activity. Gene Ontology annotation, biological process: monoatomic anion transport; transmembrane transport. Gene Ontology annotation, cellular component: membrane.
UGGCAUAAGACAUUUUCAAUGUUUUUUACUAUUCUGUGGCUUGGCGGUGGGCUAUGCACUGAGAGUAAAUCUAUCAAUGGCUAUAGUGGCCAUGACGGACAAGACCACAAAUCCAGAUUUUGAUUCAUUUAACUGGAGCGAGAAAAAUAAAUCUUUACUCUUGAGCAGCUUCCUGUGGGGCUAUGUGAUCACUCAAGUACCAGCUGGCCAAUUGUCUCGCAAAUUUGGCGGCAAAGUUAUCUUACUUACAGGUGUAUUUGUGUGUUCGCUAUUGACUAUCCUGACACCCAUUUGCGCCAGACUUGGAGAUUGGCAAUUAGUGUGCGCUCUAGGAGUUUCACAGGGCUUAUGUCUAGGUCCUCUUUUCCCCUCCACCCAUACAAUUCUAUCGAAAUGGGCUCCCGUUGAGGAGAGAGGCACCUUGGCCACCUACUGCUAUUCGGGUACACAAUUUGGCACAGUCGUGAUGUUGGCUUCUAGUGGUGUCAUGGCUUCAUCGUCCAUGGGCUGGCCUAGCAUAUUCUAUGUAUCGGGUGGUGUGGGUUUGGUAUGGUCUGCUGCCUGGUUUUUCUGGGGUGCCAGUUCGCCUGGUGAAUACAAAAAUAUUUCCGCUGAAGAACUGAAACUUAUUGAAACUUCGUUGGGCUCUAGAGAUGGGGAGGAUGAAAAUAAACCUAUGCCCAAAGCACCCUGGACUAAAUUCUUUACCUCGGUGCCUUUCCUGGUUCUCACACUCACAAAUUGUACUCACAAUUGGGGAUUUUCGACAUUGUUAACGGAAAUUCCUUCGUAUAUGAAAAAUAUUCUAAAUAUGGACAUCAAGAGUAAUGCCCUGCUUUCAGCUUUACCCUAUGCCGCCAUGUUUCUAUUGAGUUUUGUGUUCUCAGCCAUACAAACAGUGCUUAUCAGACGUAAAUGCAUACCAUUGUCAGUUAGUCGUAAGCUAUUCAAUACCAUAGGCCUUUGGAUACCCAUGAUCUCAUUAAUCGGCCUGGGUUAUGUUGCUGCCGAUCAAACGAAUUUGGCCAUUAUUUUACUCGUCAUAUCGGUGGGUAUAAAUGGUGCCACCUAUUUGGGUUUCCAGGUUAAUCACAUGGAUUUAUCACCCAAUUUCGCUGGUAUACUCAUGGGUAUAACGAAUUGUGCUGCUAAUAUAAUGAGCGCAAUUGCUCCCCUGAUUGUGGGCUUCAUAGUAACCAAUGAGAAAGACCCCGAUCAAUGGCGUAUUAUUUUCUUCAUUGCUGCCGGUUUAUAUUUCAUUGGUAAUUUAUGUUUUAUCUUGUUUGGCAAAACGGAAGUACAAUCUUGGAAUGAUCCUGAAAAAGAACAACUGGCAAAGAAGCGUAACUCUAUGUUUGUAGAGUCUCAGCAUUAGUUUAAUUGCUAUUAGUUUAUGUA